UAUCCUGUCCAUCUGUCAACAAAUGUCAUUGCACUAUCUUCUAACCAAAAUAAUUUUUUUUAUCUAAGUUGUACAAUAUUUCUGUUCGUGGGGAACGUCGGUUUUAACAAGUCUACGCUUUUAAUUAUUAAGUUGAAAUUUACCGAGCACUAGGCGCUGUUUUUCGUUUACCAAGCUUUUCCAUUUUGUGCACAAAUAAUAUGGCUUUGUUGGCCCGGUAUAAGGUGUUUUCGCCGACUAUGCUACGACAGUCAGUAAGAACUCUGUCGACAACAUCAGCUCAAUAUGCAGAAGGAUCCGAGUCCUGGUUGAGCAAAUUGUUGGUGCGACGCAUUGAACCGACUAAAGAGCCGCACAGUCGCAUGUUGUCGGACAAAGAAGUUAUUUAUGCUUUGAAUACGCACAACGUUCGGCCCGAUUGUAUGGAAAAAUAUUUAGACAACUACAAAAAGGUCGUCGAAUUUAUUCACUCGAAAAAGGAUACUCUCAACUGUGAACUGAUUGGAUCGUGGACGGUGAAUGUAGGCGAUAUGGACCAGUGCGUACAUUUAUGGAAAUAUACCGGUGGUUUUGAGGCAAUCGAUCAUGCGAACUCUAUCGUUUACGCCGACCAGGAUUACCUUAAACUAUCCAAAGAACGGGGUAAUUACUUGCGGUCGCGUCAUCUACAAUAUUUGUUAGCAUUCAGUUACUGGCCGCAAAUCGAGUCCCGCGAAGGUGGUAACAUCUACGAAAUGAGAUCAUAUCGAUUGAAGCCGGGAACGAUGAUCGAAUGGGGUAACAAUUGGGCGCGAGCCAUUAAUUUCAGGAAAACCAAUAACGAAGCGUUUGCGGGAUUCUUUUCGCAAGUCGGUCGUCUGUACAAUGUACAUCACAUUUGGUGCUAUAAGUCGUUGCAAGCAAGGAAAGAAAAUCGAGAGGCUGCAUGGCGAUCACCCGGCUGGGAUGAAUGUGUCGCGUACACGGUGCCAUUGAUCAAAGACAUGCACAGUCGCAUUUUGUCGCCAACGAAAUUUUCGCCGACUCAAUAGAGGGAAUCGGGGACUUUUCUCCCAGAGAAUACUUAUGGAGACGUGAAGAUGUGAUUGUUAACAUUCAGCGUGAUUUUUGGUUUAAAUUUUUCAUUUUUUGAUUUUCAUUUUUUUUUGCUUUUAAAAACUGUUUUUCCAUUUAUUUCAUAUGAUGAGAAUCUAGUGCGUCCUACAAGGAGAAUAUUAUUAUUUAAAGAAAGAAAGUAAAAAAAAAACUCGGUUACAUUACGAAAGCAUUUAGCGCCAACACACAGGUCGUGGGGAACGAUAUUUUUGUAUUAUUUGUAAGCAUUUGAGGAAAUAAAAUUUUGUUUUGUUUGAAUAAA
This is a messenger RNA of Bradysia coprophila, 1357 nucleotides long. RefSeq names its product protein nipsnap (gene Nipsnap). Lineage: Eukaryota; Metazoa; Arthropoda; Insecta; Diptera; Sciaridae. The record is from RefSeq and is a predicted model, not a curated record. Gene Ontology annotation, cellular component: mitochondrion.